AUUUCUUAUCAACAUGCGAAGUGACAAGUAAACAUAAUUAUAAUAAUACAAAAUACAAAUGCAAAUAAUGAAUUAAUAACGCACUCAUCCGACGUCGCCAAACGCCAAUCGGCAUUCCACCAUCAGCCGAAACGACCGCCGUUUGUGAAGUUCGAAGAGACUUUGACUGGUAACGACCGAACGGAUUGUCUGGUGACUGUUAAGUACGAGUUGGCUGCAUUCGCAAUUUUCAUCAGUCAUGUCACGGGAAUACUACAAUUUGCGAUUCGUCGUCACCACACCGACGCUGUCCAUCACCGAGUACAACUGCCUGAAAGAACCGUGUAACCAGAUUGGAUUCCUGAUUGGCGAUAAAAAGAUUAAAAUAUCAAAUGUUAUAACUGAUGAAUCGUUGAACAACACCAUCACAGAAGAAACAAUAUGUGUCCAUGCUUCAUAUCCACUACCAGAUUUUUAUGAACAACUAUGUUCAAAUCCAUUACAAAUAGACUACAAAAAAUUGAAAUACUUCCUACAGAAAUGUCCAGCAAAUUAUGAGAAAUCUAUUGUUGGUUGGUACAGAUUUCGUAGAAACGCUGUAUUAUCUCCCAGUAUUGCCGAUAUUCGUUUUCAUGCACAACUCAGUAAUAUUUUUGAUAAAAUGAGUGUAUCAGCAAACAAAUUUCUAUUUUGCAUGUUGAACCAUAACUAUAUUGGUUCCAUGGAUCAUAAAUUCAAUCAUAUUUUUUACAGAUGUGACAUUGGGAAAUGCUUAAGCCCAGUUAAAGUUGAUAUUGUAAAUUUGAGUACGAAACCUUUUAUUGAAGAUGAUAAUCUUGGAUAUAAAACAAACAUUAAUUUAAUCGACAACUGCAAAGCAUACACAGACACUAUAAAUAAAGUAUUUGGAAAUGGGAGAGAACAGUGUUCAAAAGUCUCUGUGUACAACAUGAGAACUGCGUUGAUAGAGGAGAUGAAUAAAAUGGUUAAACGGAUAGUAGAGAACGAACAAGAAGUGAUCAAACUAAACACAUCGAUUGAAGAGAAAAAACAAGAGAUAGAAAAGAAAAAAAAUGCUAAGCUAAGUGUUCCUAAAUUAUAAUGGUUAAAUUAGAAAAAAAAAUGGAUAG
Molecule: messenger RNA, 1109 nt
Organism: Myzus persicae (green peach aphid)
Lineage: Eukaryota; Metazoa; Arthropoda; Insecta; Hemiptera; Aphididae
Product: BRCA1-A complex subunit Abraxas 1-like
Exons: 6
Coding region: 239-1081 (280 amino acids)
Biological process (GO): attachment of spindle microtubules to kinetochore; mitotic spindle assembly; protein K63-linked deubiquitination
Cellular component (GO): nucleus
Molecular function (GO): microtubule binding; polyubiquitin modification-dependent protein binding
Source: RefSeq, a predicted model, not a curated record